UUUUUUUAUAAAUUAAUGGAAGGCGGAGCUUAACCAACUACAAAUGAAGCAAAGGAGGGACAUGAAUUACACGUUCAAACCUUGGAAAAUAAGAUUAGAGAGCUUCCUCUUAAGGAUAGACUCAAGGCAAUUGCUAUCUAACAUCAUUAUCUAUAAAAGGAGAAAUUGGACAAGGAAUGUGAUGAGAAGAUCCAUGCUCUUUAAAAACAAUAUGAUAUCAAAUCCCUUCCAAUUUAUGCAGAAUAGCAAUCUCUCAUUAAUGGCUAAAGAGCUGUAAGUGCAGAAGAACAAGAACUUUUCAAGGAAUUCUUUUCCGAAGCUGAAUUAUAAGAAGCCUAAUAAAUUGCCUAAAAAGCUGAACCAAUUGAUAACUAUUGGGGAACCGUCUUAACAAAUUGCGAUAAUUUAUCUCACGUCUUUGGAGAAAAGGAUAAGGACAUCCUUAAACACUUAACCUCAAUUGUUUUGGAAACCUCAGCUGACACUGAAGUCUUCACCCUUAGAUUUACAUUCAAGGACAACGAAUAUUUCAAAAACAAAGAAUUGACAAAGAAAUUCAUCAUUGAAGAAGGCAAAGACUUCCCAACAAGUACAGUAGGAACUGUGAUAGAAUGGAAUGAAGGCAAAGAUGUUACAGUUAAGAUAGUAGAGAAGAAAUAAAAAAAUAAGAAGACUGGAGCCUCAAGAACCAUCAAAAAGAAGGAAACAUAAUUGAGUUUCUUCAAUUUCUUCAAGAAUUCAGAAGAUAAGGAUGAAGGAGAAGAAGAAGGAAAAGCUGGAAAUAUUGAUGAAGAUUAUGAAAUUGGAAAGACCAUUGCAGAGGAAGUCCUUCCUUAUAGUUUGGAAUAUUUCUUAGGAAUUAAUCCAGAUGAUGAAGAUUAUGAGGAUGUUGAUGAAGAUGAAGACGGCGAGGAUGACGAGGACGAAGAAGAUGAUGAUGAUGAGGGUGAUGACAAAAAGAAACUUUUAUAGUAAAGAAAGAAGAGUGGUGACAGCAAAAAGUCUGAUAAGGAUAAAAAAGGAAAAGCUGAAAAACCAGAAUGCAAAUAAUAAUGAGAGUAUUGGUUUGUGUACAAAAAUUAUAAUCUAUAUUUUAAUUUUGCAAA
This is a messenger RNA of Paramecium tetraurelia, 1106 nucleotides long. RefSeq lists its product as uncharacterized. Gene Ontology annotation, biological process: nucleosome assembly. Gene Ontology annotation, cellular component: nucleus; chromatin. NCBI's taxonomy places the organism in Eukaryota, Ciliophora, Oligohymenophorea, Peniculida, Parameciidae. Gene Ontology annotation, molecular function: histone binding; chromatin binding. The transcript has 3 exons. The record is from RefSeq and is a predicted model, not a curated record.